AUUGGGGCUCCUAUGCCCGAAAUGGACAAUAAAGACUGGUACCAAGGGCGGAAAUUGUCCUCUUCCCAAAGCCUUAUGGGUAAUUUCUCCCAUAUUUCUUCUAAACAUGGCAGCAACUAGGAGACUAGGAAAGGAACUCAACGAUAUCAGAGGUCAGAGUCAUGGAUUUUUCCGUAAUAUCGAGGUUAACGAAGAGAAUAUUUUGAAUUGGAAGGGACUUAUAGUUCCGGCCAACCCUCCAUACAGCAAAGGUGCUUUUAAAAUUGAAAUUGUGUUUCCUGCAGAAUAUCCAUUCAAACCUCCAAAGAUUACAUUUAAGACAAAAAUCUACCAUCCAAAUAUAGAUGAAAAGGGUCAAGUUUGUUUACCAAUAAUUAGCCCAGAAAACUGGAAACCAGCAACCAAAACUGACCAAGUUAUCCAAGCACUAGUGGCUUUAAUUCAUGACCCAGAACCAGAACAUCCACUCCGAGCAGAUAUUGCAGAGGAAUACACAAAAGACAAAAAGAAGUUUCUGAAAAAUGCUGAGGAAUUUACAAAGAAACAUGGUGAAAAACGACCUGCAUAGCACACCUUUAAAUGUCACCGUAAAACAGUGUAAAGAACAAAGAGCAUGCACUGUGUUCCAGAUUGCAUUGUUACUAAUAAUUAUCCUCAGAGGGGAGUAAUUCCUAUUUUAUUAUGAUGUAUUUAGAUCUAGGUUUGUCAACUUUUACUACAACAAAAUAUCUUUACAGGUUCUCCACAUAUUUUUUGAUUGGUUUUUGUAUCAUACAGUAUUGUUUUUUUUUCUCUUAAUCCUGUGUAGUAUAAUUGAAACUGUUUUGCUAAUCUAAUAAUUUCUGUAAAGAGACUGUUCUCAAGAGUUCAACUGUAUCAAAUGAUCACACCUAAUUGCAAGAACCUUAUAUUAAUACCAAAACACACAAAAACAUAGGAACCAAUUUUUUAAUUCCAUAUUGAGUUAAUCUGGGAAAAUAUUUCUUUUUAAUGACACUCAAGUUUGAGCRUAGAUUUUAUUGUGAUUAUUCAAUAUUAUUGUAUAGCAAGGUUAUCGUAAUAACAUACUAUUUGCAAUUUGGUGAAUACCAUUGUUCCAGGACAGUGCUUGAUUCAAAGGAACAACUGGAAAAUAAAUCUACCUUUAAAUCUAUAUCUUUUUAGAUUUUGUUGAAUAUUCCAGAAUUUGUCUCAACUCUAACCUACAUGAUAGCAAUGUACAUCAAAUACCUAUAGUACAGUUCAAAUUGUUGCAUGUGUGUGUAACUUUAGGAGUUAAAAAAUCAAACAUUUUGUUCCAGCUGUAAUGCUUAAGUCUUGAGAGUACCAUAACCACUCUUGUACAGAUUUCCAAAUAUUUGAAGUUUUGUAUUCCAGCUCAGUAAAGACUCCUACAUCUCAAUGUUACAUGUUUUCUUGAAGCCAUUAAACAAUAGUUAAGAAUUG
Exaiptasia diaphana is the source of this 1446-nucleotide messenger RNA. Its product is annotated as ubiquitin-conjugating enzyme E2 L3. The transcript has 5 exons. The record is from RefSeq and is a predicted model, not a curated record. Bases 107 to 568 code for a protein of 153 amino acids. Lineage: Eukaryota; Metazoa; Cnidaria; Anthozoa; Actiniaria; Aiptasiidae.